AUGGGCCGGUUUGCUAAAUUGACCACCUUCGCUAGCCUCCUAGCAACUAUGCUCGGUGCGGCCCACCAGAAGAAGUAUGUCUUCAAGCCGGAGCAUGAAGCGACCUACCAGAAUACGGGCUCGUCGUGGUGGAUAAGCUCCUUCAUUACCGGCACCGAAGGCAGGCAGUAUCUUGCCAUCUCCCACAUCAUGACGCCGCAGAAAGGCGUCCUCGAGUAUUGGGUCGAUCUCACCUACUGCCCCAAGGAUAGCAAGGCAUCGGAUACAUCCGUUCCUCUCGAUGGCGACUUCGAUACAUAUGGAUUUGUGUCGACGGCUGACGACAGCAUUGCGCAGAUGCGCACCUAUGCCAACACCAAUGCUUCCUUCUCCCUCGACAUCAGCUGGGAGGACACGUCCAAGCCUGUACUCAACGGCGGAUCAGGCUCCAUUGGCUUUGGACCAGGCCCGUCGAAUGCGACGGAAUGGGGCAUUCCGGCGGCAAAGACCACUGGAAGCCUCACGCUCGAUGGUCUCCAUGUCGAGAUUGACACAAAGAACUCCUUUACUUGGUACGACCGUCAGAUAUCAUACGGAGCCCCCCGCAACUGGACCUGGUUUGAACUCAACUUUCCCGGCACCGAAAUCAAGGCCAGCAUCUGGUCGGAGGACCGUGGUCCUCUCGAGGACAACACCAUCUACAAUUUCGCGACCGUUCGCAUCGGCGAAUCGCAGCACGUUCUUGCGUAUGACUUGAUCCCCGACAUGUCCGAUACCUGGGUGUCCCCAAAGUCAGGCCUGGUGUACCCUCUCAGCUGGAGACUCGAGUUCGAAAAUGGUGACUAUCUCGUUCGAGAAGAAGUUAUUCAAAAAGAACUGGAUAUUCUCGAGCAGGGGAUGGACUGGAUCGUCAGGAUAGCAGCCUCUGGCCUCCCAAGCCGUCGGGGAGGGUACAUGGGAGCUUGA
This is a messenger RNA of Emericellopsis atlantica, 945 nucleotides long. RefSeq lists its product as uncharacterized. The transcript has 4 exons. Lineage: Eukaryota; Fungi; Ascomycota; Sordariomycetes; Hypocreales; Bionectriaceae. The record is from RefSeq and is a predicted model, not a curated record. The coding region runs from base 1 to 945 and encodes 314 amino acids.